Messenger RNA from Prorocentrum cordatum, 3249 nucleotides. The record is from the annotation of a GenBank genome assembly. NCBI's taxonomy places the organism in Eukaryota, Dinophyceae, Prorocentrales, Prorocentraceae.
GAGUUCGUCGCGCAGGCCAAGGCGGCAGCCAAAGCCGCUCUCACCGCUGCGGCGGAAUCAUUCAAAGCAUCGCAGGCGGAGGUCGAGUUCAUGGACAGGGUCAAGAAGAAGAGGCUCCCGUGGCCGAAGUUCCAGCUCAACCAGCAAGAGGUACUCCCGCCAGGGUCAGCCAGUCGGGCAGCGUCGGCAGCCUACCUGGAGGGCAGCCAGCAAGCACAACCUGGAACAGAGGACCUGGGCGCGACGGCAGCCGCCAGGGGCGCGGGCAGAGGCGGCGGAGCGGCGAGCUCCCAACAAGCACUCCAUCUUCAUGCAGAACCUGUCUACCUGGGGACGGAAGCUCAAGAAGAGAUCGACGCGCUCGCGGGCGAUGUCGCGAUCUUCCCCGAGGCGCGCGUCGGGGCAGACGGCGCGAACGACAUCCUGGAGCACCUGGAGUUCAAUGGCUGGACGGCGGUGGCGUCGCCUUCGCGAGCUCGCCAGGGCAGCGAGCUGGCGGGGGGCAUUGGCUUGGCGGCCCGUGCCCAUCUUUCAGUGACAUCAUUGCGGUAUGUGGCCGCCAAGAAGGGGCAGAUGGUCCGGCUGAGGGUGCUUGACAAGAAGGAGUGGAGUCCUGGCCCCAUCGGCUUCCAGGACAUGGUCGCCGUCAAUUGGCGUUGGAUGGGGCAGUCUAUCUUGGUGGUGGGCAUGCGCCUGACUUCAUCGGUUGGUGUGCGCAGCAAAGUGAAUCUUAGCAAGUUGGCAAGGCUGGCAGCGAUCGCGCGGUGCCAUGGCGGGCCGUGGGCAGAGACUGGCGAUUGGAAUUCAGAGUCCCGAGAGUUACAGCAAGCGGGAUGGUUGGGCAUGCUCGGCGCAACCAUCAGGACGCUGGGUGACGUGGACCGCACUUGUACGCGGAGCCCCUCCAGGAUGAUGGGCUGCGUGGUGUGCUCAAGGAGUUUCUGCGCGGCCUUGGACAAAGUGGAUUCAGACCAGCGGGGCCUCGAGCUCGCGCAGCCCUUCUCGUUGCCCGGCUUGCCCAAGAAGAAGGCGGACCCCAGCGGCAAGCGCAGCGGGCAGAAGGCCAAUAAUCAUGUGGGCGGGUUCGAGCGCGGGUCAGCUCGCUGCGCGGAGCUGCCCAAUGAGUGCAUGGUGCGGAACGAGAUGGAGGACUUGUUCGGUGAGUGCGAGUCGAGCAUCGAGGACGGCGAGGUCAGCGAGGAUUCCGCGUGCGAGGAGGCGAAGGCGAAGCCCCGAAAGUCCGAGGAGGUCUUCGACUUUGAGUCAGCAGCGCGCCUUUUCGACGAAGCGGCCGCGAAGGAUUUGGGGGCGCAGUGCGGGGCCUGGAUGCGCGCGUGCGAGCAUUGCUUCGUCGCGAUCGUUCAAGUGCACCCUGACAAAUGGAGGAACUAUUGCAGCAGGGGCGUGGGUAUCCACGUCGUCAACGUCUCGGCCAAACUCAGCGCGGACGUGCCGGCGGACGGCGGCCAGUCUAUUAGGUGCUGGGGUACCCUUGCGUCUUACUCGCUGGAGUUGCAGCGAUGCAAGAAGGGCAAGGCAAGGUGGAGGGAGGUUCUUCGCAACGUCGGCGGCGUGCGCGAGGAGCAGUUGCAGGGCCUGGGCGUAGCGGCGCUGGCUACAGCGAAGAAGGGCAAAGCGCCGAGGCAGUGGCGCAAGAAGUGGGCGAGCCAUUUCCGCCGCGAGACCAUCUUCGAGAAGCUGGAUAUCACCGGGGAGGCCGCGACCGACGAGGGCGGGGCGAUCGUCGCGAUCGAAGACUUCAACAACGCGAUCGAGUCGAUGGCGAAGAGCAAGGCGAAGGGUAUCGAGCAGAUGGGCGCCCUGGCUUGCAAGAGGUUGCCGCCUGGCGCCUGGGGGGGGCUUCGUAAGCUGAUCGAGGAGGUCGAGAGGAUGGGCGCAUGGCCGCGGCAGCUCAUGCUCGCGCUAGUCAGCCUGCUCAGGAAGGAUGCGGGAGGCGAUCGAGCGAUUGGGUCGCUACCCGAAGUGGUCAAGUUAUGGUCGAAGAUGCGCAGCGAGUGCACCAUCGAGUGGGUCGCGCACAUGGCGGGGGAGUGGGGCGCAGCAGUGUCGGGCAACAGCGCUCUGCAGGAGGCUCUUGUCCGUUCGUUUGCCGACGAGGCGCUGGAAUGGGCGCCCAUGCAGGUCUGCGCCGUCACUGCCCUGCCGGGCCCAAGGGAGUUCUGCGACACUCUGGAGCCCGUCCUGAUCCUGAAGGAGGGUCUUCGCCUCGGCAUCCCAGCCCGCGCUUUGCACUUGGAAAUGCUGAGCCACUCGGGCACGUCCAUCUGCGCGGGCGCUCGGCGCGGCGUCGACUUCGGCGGAGUGGCGCUCUCUGUGGUACUCGAGAAGGUGAGCGCGAAGUGCGAGCAGAUCUGCGCGCGGUCGUGGGUGGGCGACGUCGCGACGAGGAUGAAGGACUCCAGGGGGGGAGUAGUCAGACAGCUGUCCAACGCUGGCGUGGAGUUCGCAGCUGGCGCCAAGAAGGCGCGGCUGACGUCGUCCACGGAGUCCGCGCUCAUCGGGAAUGACAUGGGCGUAGUCAACGAGGUGGCGCUGAAGCUGCACUCGCGCAACAUCACCGUGAAUGUCAGGAGUCAGGCGCCCGACCCGGGCAUCGAUCGGGGGCGCGGCGGCGUCGCAGGGGGCAAGGGCAAGCGCGCAGAGAGGGCAGCCCAUGCAGAUCGACAGGUGUCUGGGCGGUGCCUCACCGCGCUGCUGCAGGUGGAGAUCGCGAAGAGGGGCCCCGCUUUCGGUGCCGCCUUCGCACUGCUGGACUACUGGAUGCACGUUAUCCGCGGCGGCAAAAGGGCGAUGGUCAACGCGUUGCUGGACCUCGACUGGGGCCCGAAGGGACCAUGGCAUUGGGUGUCGGGCGCAGACGAGGAGUUCGGCGGCAGCGACCCCACGGGCUUGGAUGGCGACCUCGACAUCAGCGACUUGAAGCAGGCGCUCAGCGACGCGAUAGAGAGGAGGCAGUGGACUGCGGCGGCCGACCACAACGCGGGCAAGGGCUUGAAGGAAGGCGCGGACUUGCUCUCGGCCAGGGCUCUGAUCCGCAAGCUCGAGGCGAAGGGCGAGUGCGACGAGGUGGGGGCGCAGCUCGCUCUCUUUACUGGUGGGGUUUGGCCGUGGCAGCGUGUUGCCGACUUAGGCAUCGAAGUAGAGGGCGUGAUGCGUCCGCGGUGCGGGGAAGACCCCGAUACUUGGGUGCGCCGCAUGCGGGGGUACAAGUGCAACGAGAUCAUCGAG